AUGCUCCCUCCCAACGGGAAUGUUGGGAAUCCAGAGAAUAUGAGGAAGAGGGUGGAGAAGGUGGAGAGGAAGGAGAGGGAGAAGGAGAGGGAGAAGAAGAAGAAGAAGAAGAAGAAGAAGCAGAAGGACAAGAAGGAGAAUAAGGAGAAGAAGGGGGAGAAGGAGGAGGGGGAGAAAGGGGGCAGGGCCCCUGUUUAA
This is a messenger RNA of Aspergillus brunneoviolaceus CBS 621.78, 198 nucleotides long. RefSeq lists its product as uncharacterized. The transcript is spliced from 2 exons. Bases 1 to 198 code for a protein of 65 amino acids. The record is from RefSeq and is a predicted model, not a curated record. Lineage: Eukaryota; Fungi; Ascomycota; Eurotiomycetes; Eurotiales; Aspergillaceae.